UUCAGUUUACCGUCAGUCUUUUGUACGUGAGAAAUUCGUUCAAAAGAAAAGGGAAAAACAAUAAAAAAAACCGAGGGCUGAAGCUACAACAUUCUCGUGCGAGUCCUGUUACUAAUUACUCGGAUUGUCUCUAUAGUUGCCUGUCCAACCCAGAAGCUACCCACCACUUGGUCCAACUUACAGGGCUAUUGGCGUCGCGCCCAUCCGUUUCCAGAUUAAGACGUCCCCUUCCUGUCCGCAACACCGCGCGCCAGAAUCUAUAACGACCCGAUCAAAAUCAAGAACCAUCGCAGCCUACCAUGUCGUACUUCUUUGCAACGCCGGUCGAUAUCGACAUAGUCCUCGACGAUGCUGACGAGCGAUCUAUGGUGGAUGUCAAGCUAGACAAGAACCGGCGCGAGAAGGCCCCGCUGUAUAUGGACGGCGAGUCGGUCAAGGGCGCCGUGACGGUGCGGCCCAAGGAUGGCAAGAGGCUGGAGCACACGGGCAUCAAGGUCCAGUUCAUCGGCACAAUAGAGAUGUUCUUCGAUCGCGGGAACCACUACGAGUUCCUGUCGCUAGUGCAGGAGCUCGCGGCCCCGGGCGAGCUGCAGCACCCCCAGACGUUCGACUUCAACUUCAGGAACGUGGAGAAGCAAUACGAGUCGUACAACGGCAUCAACGUCAAGUUGCGCUACUUUGUGCGCGUUACCGUCUCGCGCCGCAUGGCCGAUGUCAUCCGCGAGAAGGACAUCUGGGUCUACAGCUACCGCAUCCCGCCCGAGAUGAACAGCAGUAUCAAGAUGGACGUCGGCAUCGAGGACUGUCUGCACAUAGAGUUCGAGUACAGCAAGAGCAAGUACCACCUCAAGGAUGUCAUCGUGGGCCGCAUCUACUUCUUGCUUGUACGGCUCAAGAUUAAGCACAUGGAGCUCAGCAUCAUUCGCCGUGAAACAACGGGUGUUGCCCCGAAUCAGUACAAUGAGAGCGAGACCUUGGUGCGGUUUGAGAUCAUGGACGGCUCACCAUCAAGAGGAGAGACCAUUCCCAUCCGACUGUUCCUAGGCGGUUUCGAUCUGACACCCACCUUCCGUGACGUCAACAAGAAGUUUUCCACAAGAUACUACCUCAGUUUGGUUCUCAUAGAUGAAGAUGCCCGUCGGUACUUUAAACAGUCAGAAAUCAUCCUCUACCGACAAGCCCCUGAAAUCGCAGCUGCGGCGGCCGCUGCCCCACCCGGUCAAAACGCUCUACCAGCGCCGCCUCCCAACGAUAAUAGGCUUGCGGGGAUACCUGCUGCUUGAGCAGCCGAUCUCGAUGAACUCGCCAAGUGAAAGUGGAGCAAGCGAGCGAA
Messenger RNA from Neurospora hispaniola, 1333 nucleotides. RefSeq names its product vacuolar protein sorting-associated protein 26. Gene Ontology annotation, cellular component: retromer complex; endosome. Gene Ontology annotation, biological process: retrograde transport, endosome to Golgi; intracellular protein transport. The transcript is spliced from 3 exons. The coding region runs from base 300 to 1283 and encodes 327 amino acids. NCBI's taxonomy places the organism in Eukaryota, Fungi, Ascomycota, Sordariomycetes, Sordariales, Sordariaceae. The record is from RefSeq and is a predicted model, not a curated record.